Messenger RNA from Sabethes cyaneus, 658 nucleotides. It is a transcript of the gene Tim10, whose product is annotated as mitochondrial import inner membrane translocase subunit Tim10. The transcript has 2 exons. Gene Ontology annotation, biological process: protein insertion into mitochondrial inner membrane. Gene Ontology annotation, cellular component: mitochondrial inner membrane. Lineage: Eukaryota; Metazoa; Arthropoda; Insecta; Diptera; Culicidae. The coding region runs from base 115 to 393 and encodes 92 amino acids. The record is from RefSeq and is a predicted model, not a curated record.
ACCGUAGAAUCUCCUCGGCGAUUUGACGCAUAGAAAUAAUACAAGGCUCUGCACCAUUUUGCUGUUACCCAAAUUAAAAUUUUCAUACAGUAAACGAAAAUAAAAGGCUUAGGAAUGAAUACCGCACAACUAGAUGCUGCCCAGCAGGCGAAGCUACAGCUGAUGCAAGAGAUGGAAAUUGAGAUGAUGUCCGAUCUGUACACCCGGAUGACUCAGGCGUGCCACAAAAAGUGCAUUCCUCCUAAGUACGCUGACGCAGAGCUUGGGAAAGGCGAAUCCGUCUGUCUUGAUCGCUGUGUGGCCAAGUAUCUUGAGAUCCACGAACGGAUAGGAAAGAAAUUGACUGCUAUGUCUGCCCAAGAUGAGGAUCUUAAGAAGAAGAUGGGUGUUUAGAAACAAGUUCGGAUAGUAUAGUUUAAAGCGCAGCCAGGAGUCAAAGUUGUCUCGGUAUGCUCGUUAGCUUAGAAUAACCAGAAUCGUAAAACUAAUUUUCCUUGGUGUAGAAGGCAUUACUUGAAUUAUUUUGCAGAAAAGUUAAAUUACUCAUGCGCCAUGGCGGGUACCAUAAGUUUUAUUAUGUAUGUGGAUCGCUUGGCGGAGGAUAUUUAAUGUUGAAAAAUAUUGAAAAUAAAUUAGCCUUGUACAUGUUUGUGUAAAA